This is a messenger RNA of Sphaerulina musiva SO2202, 780 nucleotides long. RefSeq names its product Mob1/phocein. The record is from RefSeq and is a predicted model, not a curated record. NCBI's taxonomy places the organism in Eukaryota, Fungi, Ascomycota, Dothideomycetes, Mycosphaerellales, Mycosphaerellaceae. Gene Ontology annotation, biological process: signal transduction; positive regulation of protein phosphorylation; cell division. The transcript has 3 exons. The coding region runs from base 1 to 780 and encodes 259 amino acids. Gene Ontology annotation, cellular component: nucleus; cytoplasm. Gene Ontology annotation, molecular function: protein kinase activator activity.
AUGCAGCAGUCUGUUCAAAACGGCAGAAAACCGCCAGUGUUUUUCCGCGAGGAGUAUAUUGGAUUCAUCGUCAAGGGUAAUUUCAUGACAUUAGCUGCAAAACCAGCUCUAGUCGAGGAGGGCGAGUGGCUUUCCCACCAAGUGGUCGAACAGAAUCGUCUGCUCAGCGGCAUGGUGAAGAUCGUGCAGACGGAAGAUCGUAGCAAUGGCGUCGGCCUCUGCAACGAGAAGUCAUGUCCAACUAUGUCAGCCGGAGGCACAACUUACACCUGGAUUGACACAAACCGCAAUCCCAUUCAUCUGCCAGCAGCAACUUACAUCAAACAUAUCCAGACCUGGGUAGCUGGAAAGGUUCAGGACGAGACUGUGUUCCCCACGGCAACGUUCCAGCAGGCACCACCUCUUCCCCUUCCACAGCAAGCGGGUAAUGAUCCAAACAAUUGGCUGGGUAAGGCAUCGGGCUUCCCACCGCGCUUCGAAGUGGAGAUCAAGAACAUGUACAAGCAGAUGUUCCGCUGCUACGCUCAUCUUUACUGGUCACACUGGAUGCAGUUCUGGGACCUCAACGUAUACCGCGACCUCAACACCUGCUUCAUGCACUUCGUCAAUGUUGGCCGCAUCUUUGGUCUCCUGUCUGAGAGAGACACGGAGCCCAUGCAACCCUUGAUCGACUUGUGGGUUCGUCGAGGCGACCUUCCGGACGGCGAGCACAAGACCGGAGCCGCAGAUGCAGCGAAGCCGGCGACUGCUGCUGCUGCUGCUCCAGCUCCGGUAGUAUAA